Molecule: messenger RNA, 676 nt
Organism: Stegastes partitus (bicolor damselfish)
Lineage: Eukaryota; Metazoa; Chordata; Actinopteri; Pomacentridae
Product: GATA zinc finger domain-containing protein 13-like
Exons: 2
Coding region: 102-437 (111 amino acids)
Source: RefSeq, a predicted model, not a curated record
GGCUCAGGAGGACGACGGGCAGAGAUUUAAACAGGAAGAUCUGUUCAGACGUCUGAUUCCACAUCUUCAGCUCGUCAAGAAGACUUCGUCUGUCUUCCAGCAUGAAGCACCUGGUUCUGGAGCUGCUUGUCCUGACUCUGCUGGGAUUUGUCUGGACCCAGAAGACGACACCGACCACCACGAUGACCAUCAGCACCAGCACCAACUCGUCGACCAACGCCACCAGCUCCGGCAACGGCAACGUCAAUGGCAAUGGCAAUGGCAAUGGCAACGGCAACGGCAACGGCAAUGGCAACGGCAACGAUCCCAACGGAAACCAGACCUCAGCCAACCCCACGAUGGCGACCACCAUGUACACAAAGAACGGCCAGAACCACGUGUUCACUUCGGUCCGUCUGCUGCUCGGAUGUUUGGUUCUCGGAGCUCUGUGGCUGUGAACAGCGCCGAUGAACACAUCGCAUGUCCAAGCUGAGUUUAGAGCCUCUCUUAUGUUUUUCUUUUUUAGAACAGAAAAGGGUUUGCUGUAGAAUAAUAAUAACGACUUUACUUCUAUGGCAUCUUUCAAAACAAAGUCACAGUCAAGAGCGAACCAUCCGGUAGCCGUGAGUCACUGCUGAUAAUAUUCCACUAGAGGCUUUAAAACAAGCAGGAAAAUCUUCAUAUUAACUCUGAACUC